CACUUUAUGCGAUUCUGCUGAUAGGAAAGGUUACGCUAGAGGAGAAAAGGAUAUUGAAUUAAAAUAGUUCUCUCCUCUACAAUAGAAACACUUAUUUAACACUGCGAAAUUCUAUUUAGAUCAAUUCUCAAUAAUGCAGAAAGUACCUUUGAAACAAGUUGUUCUCUUAGGCUCUACCUCACUUGUAAUUCUUUUGCAUAUUUUGUCUUUGGCUUUACCAUACUGGACCAAGACCCCAUAUUUAUAUAGUGGUCUCUUUAGAGUUUGUACUACCGUAAGCUCAGUCUCUGUGUGUGGGGAUGUUGAAUACAAGAAAGACGCAAUUAGAGCAGUUAUAGCCUUUAUGUUUAUUGGUCUGAUAGUCUUGAUAGCAGUUUUGGGUCUGAUCAUCGCAUUUUUAACUCUUUUGUCGAGUCAAUCAGAGCAAAGAAAGAAGAUAGGCCUUGCCAUUUCCUAUGGCGUAGCAGCCAUAUGCACAAUGAUAGCUUUUGCUAUUUAUGCUGGACAGCUUUCUGGAAAAAAUCUUCAUGCAAGCUUUGGUUUGUGCGUAACGAAUUUCAUUCUGCUUCUGGGUCUAAGUGGAGUGUCACUUGUAGAAUUUUAAACAAAGUAAAGUUAGCAGAAAGAAAGACGAAAAACUACAAGGUCAUAUUUUUUUUGUGGACGAAGCAGAAAAACUUAUUCUUAGUUUUCACUCUUUAUCUUCAUUCUCUCUCUUACUCUACCUUUUCUCAGAAAUCGACCUUAGCUUUCUUGUCCGUCGUUAACGAUUGAAAAAGAAACAUCACUUCAAUAGAUUAUUGACAGGAAAUAAAGAAAAACAGGAAAUUAAGACAAAGAAAGUGAUUCACUGAGAAAUAUUUGUUUUUUUUUUGAGAAAUAUAGAUUAAAGCAGUUAAAACUAA
Dimorphilus gyrociliatus is the source of this 905-nucleotide messenger RNA. The record is from the annotation of a GenBank genome assembly. Lineage: Eukaryota; Metazoa; Annelida; Polychaeta; Dinophilidae.